Elgaria multicarinata webbii is the source of this 1593-nucleotide messenger RNA. Its product is annotated as keratin, type II cytoskeletal 4-like. The coding region runs from base 1 to 1593 and encodes 530 amino acids. Gene Ontology annotation, molecular function: structural constituent of skin epidermis. Gene Ontology annotation, biological process: intermediate filament organization; keratinization. NCBI's taxonomy places the organism in Eukaryota, Metazoa, Chordata, Lepidosauria, Squamata, Anguidae. Gene Ontology annotation, cellular component: keratin filament. The record is from RefSeq and is a predicted model, not a curated record. The transcript has 9 exons.
AUGAGUCGCCAGCUGAAUGCAAAAGCGUGGAGUGGAGGGAGGGGGUUUAGUGCUGGCUCUGCCAUUGUUUACGGAGGGGCCAGGAGCAAUGCGUCUUCUGUAAGCCGAAGGAGUGCGGGAGGGGCAAGUGGAAGCUGUGGCUUUUACAGCAGAAGCCUCUACAAUCUCGGGGGGACUAAAAGUAUCUCCCAGAGCGUGGUUCCAGGAGGUGCCCGGCGUGGAGGUGGAUUUGGUGGCAGUGCUGGGCUUUGUUUUGGUGGAUUUGCUGGGGCCGGCUGGAGCAAUGGCAACUUUGUCAAUGGAAGAAAUGGCCCAGGCUUUCCUUCCUGUCUGCCGGGCAGCAUCCAGGAAGUGAUUGUUAACCAGACCCUCCUGGCACCCCUUAACCUGGAAAUUGAUCCUGAGAUCCAGAAAGUGCGCAGAGAAGAAAGGGAGCAGAUCAAGAACCUGAAUGACAAAUUUGCUUCCUUCAUUGACAAGGUUCGAUUCCUGGAGCAGCAGAAUAAAGUCUUGGAGACCAAAUGGAACCUUUUGCAGCAGCAGCCCAUUUCCCACAUGAAGAACAAUGUCGAACCUCUCUUUGAGGGCUAUGUCAACAGUCUGAGGAAGCACUUGGACUCCCUGAAGGGUGAAAGAUGGAGGCUGGGCUCAGAACUCAAGAACAUGCAGGAUCUAGUGGAAGAUUUUAAGCACAGGUAUGAGGAAGAAAUCAACAAGCGUGCAUCUUCUGAGAAUGAAUUUGUAUUGCUAAAAAAGGAUGUAGAUGCUGCCUAUAUGAACAAAGUGGAGCUGGGAGCCAGGGUAGCUUCUCUGACUGAAGAGCUCAGUUUCCUGAAAUGCCUGUAUGAGGCGGAGUUGGUGCAGAUAUAUGGUCGGAUAAAUGACACCAGCAUCAUACUCUCAAUGGACAACAAUCGGGACCUGGACUUGGACGUUAUCAUUGCUGAGGUCAAAGCACAGUAUGAAGAUAUUGCAAGAAGGAGCCGAGCUGAAGUUGAUGCCAUGUACCAAAGCAAGUUUCAGGAACUUCAGAUCACAGCUGGGAAGCAUGAUGAUGCCCUGAAAUGCUCCAAGGUAGAGAUUUCUGAACUGAAUCGACUGAUCCACAGACUGAGGGCCGAAACAGAGAAUGUGAAGAAGCAGUGUUCCCAUUUUCAGUCAUCCAUUGCUGAGGCUGAAGAACGUGGAGAGAUCGCCCUCAAGGAUGCAAGGGAGAAGCUGAUGGACCUGGAGAACGCCAUGCAGAAAGCUAAGGAGGAGCUGGCCCGUCUUUUGCGUGAUUACCAGGAGCUUUUGAAUAUUAAGCUAGCACUGGAUAUUGAGAUCGCCACCUAUAGGACACUGCUGGAAGGAGAGGAAUGCAGGAUGUCUGGAGAAUGUGGCAGUGCUGUGAACAUAUCUGUAGUCAGCAACAGCAGCAUGGUCGGAGGAAAUGGACUGAGUCGUGGAGGAGGGCUCAGUGUUGGAGGAGGAAGUUCAACUUCUGGGAGCAGCAGAGGCAUUGUGGGAUAUGGCUCUGGAGCAGGAGGAAGCUCUCCUGGACUGAAGAUUAUAUCGACCACUUCUACAAGCAAAAGGACAACCAUAAGAUGA